AUGGCGCGAGGAGACGCCCCACAGGACAGCUACCACCUGGUCGGGAUCAGCUUCUUUAUCCUGGGCCUGGGCACGCUGCUUCCCUGGAACUUCUUCAUUACGGCCAUCCCGUACUUCCAGGGGCGGCUGGCUGGGGCCAACACCACCACCGGGAUCCUGGACACCAACCACACAGGCCCUGCAGACACCUUCAACUUCAACAACUGGGUGACGCUGCUGUCCCAGCUGCCCCUGCUGCUCUUCACACUCCUCAACUCCUUCCUGUACCAGUGCAUCCCUGAGACGGUGCGGAUUCUGGGCAGCCUGCUGGUCAUCCUGCUGCUCUUCGCCCUGACGGCGGUGUUGGUCAAGGUGGACAUGAGCCCUGGGCCCUUCUUCUCCAUCACCAUGGCCUCUGUUUGGUUCAUCAACUCCUUCUGUGCAGUUCUGCAGGGCAGCCUCUUCGGGCAGCUGGGCACCAUGCCUUCCACCUACAGCACCCUCUUCCUCAGCGGCCAGGGCCUGGCUGGGAUCUUCGCUGCCCUGGCCAUGCUCAUGUCCAUGGCCAGUGGCGUGGAUGCCCAGACCUCCGCCCUGGGGUACUUCAUCACACCCUGCGUGGGCAUCUUCAUGUCCAUCGUGUGUUACCUGAGCCUGCCCCACCUGGAGUUUGCCCGCUACUACCUAGCCAAGAAACCAUCACAGGCGCCAGGUCAGGAGCUGGAGACCAAAGCCGAGCUCCUCCAGUCUGAUGAGAAGAACGGUAUUCCCAACAGCCCCCAGAAGGUAGCCCUGACUCUGGAUCUGGACGCUGAGAAGGAGCCAGAGCUGGAGCCAGAGGAGCCCCAGAAGCCAGGAAAACCUUCAGUUUUCAUUGUCUUCCAAAAGAUCUGGCUGACGGCACUGUGCCUUGUGCUGGUCUUCACCGUCACUCUGUCCGUGUUCCCUGCGAUCACGGCCAUGGUGACCAGCUCCACCAGUCCUGGGAAGUGGAGUCAGUUCUUCAACCCCAUCUGCUGCUUCCUUCUCUUCAACAUCAUGGACUGGGUGGGACGGAGCCUGACCUCCUACUUCCUGUGGCCGGAUGAGGACAGCCGGCUUCUGCCCCUGCUUGUCUGCCUGCGAAUCCUGUUCGUGCCCCUCUUCAUGCUGUGCCACGUCCCCGAGAGGUCCCGGCUGCCCAUCCUCUUCCCACAGGAUGCCUACUUCAUCACUUUCAUGCUGCUCUUCGCUGUUUCCAACGGUUACCUGAUGUCCCUCACCAUGUGCCUGGCACCCAGGCAGGUGCUGCCACAUGAGAGGGAGGUGGCCGGCACCCUCAUGACCUUCUUCCUGGCCCUGGGGCUCUCCUGUGGAGCCGCCUUCUCCUUCCUCUUCAAGGCUCUGCUCUGAAGUGCUCCGUCCAGGGCUCGCCCACAACUCUC
Neomonachus schauinslandi (Hawaiian monk seal) is the source of this 1403-nucleotide messenger RNA. RefSeq names its product solute carrier family 29 member 2 (gene SLC29A2). Gene Ontology annotation, biological process: hypoxanthine transport; guanine transport; nucleoside transmembrane transport. The transcript is spliced from 12 exons. The coding region runs from base 1 to 1371 and encodes 456 amino acids. Gene Ontology annotation, molecular function: nucleoside transmembrane transporter activity. Gene Ontology annotation, cellular component: basolateral plasma membrane; plasma membrane. Lineage: Eukaryota; Metazoa; Chordata; Mammalia; Carnivora; Phocidae. The record is from RefSeq and is a predicted model, not a curated record.